ACUAACCUCAGUCAAUACCUCACACAAGUUUGCGUCUCACUCCAGUUCAACUUCUCCAAGUGCGAAAAUCUCUCAUUUUUUCCAUAAAAGAAACCAUUCCAAAAUACUAAUUAUAAUGUUGCACAGAUAUGUGAUUUUUCAUGUGCCUCUUUGUCGUGUUGGGUUAUAAACACUUUGUUCUGCGGACUCACAGACGGAGUUUGUCGGGUGUACAAGACUCACCAUGGGUGGCAGUAGAACAGCAGUGGAGCACUGCCAGCCCACCAGACAAAGAACCUAACACAGUCCUGAAGAUAUCCGUUCUGGUCAGGCUGCUGGCUAUGUCAUCCUACAGGACACCAUUGCAGCCCCAAUUUAGGACCUCCAUGGAGUCUCCUGAGCCUUUAACCAGGCGAGACAUCAUGGACAUCAACACUUCUCAACUUGAGAUGGACCUGGAGUCCAUUCGCGUAAGACGUGCUCAUCUCAAAGCUCUCACUGCCUCUGUCAGACUUCCUCCUCUCAUUCCGCCUGACGAGGCUGAAAGUCGCCCAUCUUCAAGGUACCACCAUGACUCAACCAGAAGUAUAUCAUCUGGAGAGAGAUAUAUGUUUACACCGACAGAAGUCAGAACAAAAACGAACCUCAAAGAUCCCAGUAACAUCCGCCAGGACGCGGUCUGCCAACAUUAAACUGCCCAAACUCACCGUCUGCCCAAUGGCAAGGUCACAUCACAUCCCGCUGCCGGAAAUUGGCCACAUCAGGAAGAUGGAGGAGGAAGCCUCUUCCAUGGAACGUACAAACACAGAUUCGUCAUCUCCAGCAACCAACGAGAACGUUCAGCUAGUCAGUACAAAACCUGAAGACGUCUCACAAAAGAGCAAGAAAUUACAGUUGAAAGACGUUCGGAAGGUAGCUACUCCAGCAUCAGGCAAGAGGAAAACGCCCAUCUCAUCAUCCCCGGGGGUAGGACCACAAGUGGCAGCUGCUAAAUGUUCGUGUAGCUCAAGACAGAAGACACCCAAGAAUCAGCCAGAAACGAGAAACACAGCUGUGGCAGAGAUCGCAGAUAAGAGUGAGAUGAGGAGAUUAAAGGUAACAGAAGACAUCAAAGAAGAUAUAACUAAGACGGUGUCGGAUAUGAGCAGCAAAGAUCUAACAACUAGGCUGCAGGCAACGACGAAGGCAAGACGAAUGCUUUCCAUGGAGACUGAUCCACCUAUAGAUGAGUUUCUAGCAGUAGAUGUGCUGACUCCUGCCAUGAACAACUUGCAGCAUGAGAAUUCUACUCUGGUGUACGAGACAGUAUGGAUCAUCACCAACAUAUCAUCAGGCAGCAGCUUACAAACACAUACUGUUGUGGAACGAGGCUUUAUCGGCCCGCUGGUGGGGCUCCUGACGACAAACAACAACGAGGUGCGGGAACAAGCCACCUGGGCGCUGGGUAACAUUAUGGGAGACGGAGCGGAGUUCAGGAACAUGGUUGUGGCUGCUGGAGUUAUCAAGCCCUUGCUGUCGCUCCUCGAUCAGGGUUUACCGAUCUCCUUCGUCCGCAACAUAUCAUGGCUGCUGUCCAACCUCUUGAGAUACAAGCCCUUGCAGAUGUCUGAGGAGGAACACACGUUUAUUCUCAAGGCUCUUAAGGAACACCUUCUUAUCCACAAUGAUAGUGAAGUGUGUGUGGACGCUCUGUGGGCUGUCAGUUACUACGCUGACAUGGACAACACGCACAUCCAACAGGUGGUGGAAGCUGGUAUCAUCCCUCUGCUGAUGCUGCAUCUUAACUCAGAUAACCGUCUGAUAGUUCAGCCAGCUAUCAGGACAAUUGGCAUCAUGACCAGUGGCACAGAUGUUCAGACUGAUGUAGUGCUAGAAGCUGGGAUCCUAGCAGAGUACUCUCGGCUGCUGACUAAGGAGUUGGGUGUCAGGAAGGAGAUAGCCUGGGGCGUCUCCAACAUCCUAGCUGGUACACGCAGCCAGAUACAGAGUGUUGUUAAAUCAGGGAUCAUACAAGAACUCAUCAAAGCCGCUCAGAAGGAUGAGAUCUCCGUGAAGAAGGAAGUGAUCUGGGCUCUCUCUAACAUGACUCAGGGAGGUACUCAGGCACACAUUGAGGCGGUGGUGGGUGUGGGAGGGCUCCAGCUCCUGGUCGACUCUCUCUUAACAGAUAACGUCAAUAUCGUUCUUGUGGCUGCCGAAGGGAUCAAGAACAUGCUGGAGAAAUUUGAUAAUGUGGAGAAGAUCAAGGCCAUGAUAGAGGAGUAUGGUGGUGUGGACUAUAUGGAAACCAACCUUCAGCACGUUAAUGACGAAGUCGGCUUCAAAAUGAAUGACAUUUUAAACACUUACUUCCCGGACCCAUCCUUUACUUUUCCAACUCAGAUGAAAAAAGAUUUCUAUGAGAACACGGACAUCAACCAGAGCUUGUCGAGAAAAGCUACGAAAUAUGUGGCCGAAUUAGUUUCUCCCUGAAAGCUGUCGUUUAAUAAAAUAAUAAUAGUUUACCCUAUUUUUUUUUUUGUAAUAGUUAUCCUUGAAAUAAUAAUAACACCAACGACUUAGAAUUGUUCUGUUAGUGAUUUUAAAAUAUCAUUAUGAAGUAUGAAUGUGAUAUAUAUGUAUAUUUUUGAAAAUUUGUAUUGAUUGCUGGUUAAAUUAUAUUCUCUGCUGUACAUUAUUUUGAGUGUGUAACCGUUCAAUAAAACU
This is a messenger RNA of Cherax quadricarinatus, 2685 nucleotides long. Its product is annotated as importin subunit alpha-like. Gene Ontology annotation, molecular function: nuclear import signal receptor activity; protein binding. NCBI's taxonomy places the organism in Eukaryota, Metazoa, Arthropoda, Malacostraca, Decapoda, Parastacidae. Gene Ontology annotation, biological process: NLS-bearing protein import into nucleus. The record is from RefSeq and is a predicted model, not a curated record. Gene Ontology annotation, cellular component: nucleus.